This is a messenger RNA of Cyphellophora attinorum, 1050 nucleotides long. Its product is annotated as Extracellular exo-alpha-(1->5)-L-arabinofuranosidase. Gene Ontology annotation, molecular function: hydrolase activity, hydrolyzing O-glycosyl compounds. The record is from RefSeq and is a predicted model, not a curated record. Gene Ontology annotation, biological process: carbohydrate metabolic process. Bases 1 to 1050 code for a protein of 349 amino acids. NCBI's taxonomy places the organism in Eukaryota, Fungi, Ascomycota, Eurotiomycetes, Chaetothyriales, Cyphellophoraceae. The transcript has a single exon.
AUGUCCAACAGGCCAAUCUGCGAUCAAGACACGCCAGAUCCCUGGAUCAUCGCGGCCAACAAUCGCUUCUACUUGACCUUUACGUGCGGGAAUAGAGUCGAGGUCUGGUCGUCGAACAGCUUGGACGACUUCCGACAAGCGGAAAAAUCUACAGUAUGGCAGCCCGAACAUGGAGCGCCAUGGUCAGAGGACGUCUGGGCGCCUGAAAUCCACCUCAUCGACGGAACGUGGUACAUCUACUUUUGCGCCGCACAACCCGGCAGAGGCAAUGCCAGUCAUCGGACGUUGAUAUUGCGGUCAUCCAACCCUGAUCCAUUGGAUCGAGAGGGAUGGCACUUUCUUGGACCGAUGAAAGGCAUCCCUGAUCACUGGAAUAUUGAUGCCACUGUAUUUAGCCUGCGACCGCAUGAGCUGUUUGUCUGCUACAGUGGCUGGCCACUGGGCGACCAUUCAGACACGCAGCAGGACCUAUUUCUCAUGAGGCUUGCUUCACCCAUUGAGGCAAUUCCAUAUACCUUGACCUGUAUAUCCCGCGCAAGUUUGCCUUGGGAACGACCAGAGCAAGGGCGCCGCGGCGUGAACGAAGGCCCGACAUGGCUGUCUGUACCGGGAUUUCAAGGCAUUGUAUAUUCGGCAAACGGGUCUUGGUGCUGCGACUACCAGAUGGGUCUCGUCGCACUGACUGGAUCUGACCCGUGCAGCGAAGCCUCGUGGCAGAAGCGACACCAUCCACUGUUGGCAUGCGACAAGAGAAUGGGCGGUCCAUUUGGCCCAGGACAUGCGAGUUUCGUACUUUCGCCUUCUAAUGAUGGCCGUCUGUUUUGCAUCUACCAUGGAACAGAACGUGAAGACGAGGGGUGGGCAAAUCGAAAAGCGCGUGUCCUCGAGUUGUCGCCCAACAGCUUUUGGGCGAAGGCACCGACGAUCUGCUGCGCUACCGGACUGCCGUUGCAACGAAGUGGCGAAGACUGGCCCCUGAGAGGACAGGAGAACAAGCACCAGCCAGAAGCUCGUGGUAUCAAAGACUGGUUGAGAAAGAAGUUGAGAUAG